AUGGAUUUCACUCGCAGAAGCUUCCGUAGAAGUAGUAGCUCCUCUAGCCAGACUGGUGGGUCAGUACUUAGGAAGGGGAGUAGGCAAAGUUUUUAUUCCCCCAGUGUCUAUGGUGGGGCUGGAGGUCAGGGUACCCGGAUUUCAAGCACCAGCUAUGUGGCCAACUAUGGAGGUGGUCUCAGUGGAGACUUCUUUGUUGGCAAUGAAAAAAUCACAAUGCAGAAUCUAAAUGAACGUCUGGCCAGCUACUUGGAAAGGGUGCGUUCUCUGGAGCAGGCCAACUCCCAGCUGGAAAUCCAGAUCAGGCAAUGGUAUGAGAAGAACUCUCCCACCUUAAGCCGGGACUAUAGUGCCUAUUUCAAAACAAUUGAAGAUCUCCAAAAUCAGAUUAAGGAUGCCCAGCUCGCCAAUGCCCGUUGUAUGCUGCAGCUUGAUAACUCUAAACUGGCUGCUGAGGAUUUCAAAGUGAAGUAUGAAACGGAGCUUGGAAUGAGAAUGACGGUGGAAGCCGAUCUGCAAAGACUGCAUAAAGUCUUUGAUGAUCUCACCCUACAGAAGACAGACUUAGAGAUACAAAUAGAAAGUCUGACUGAAGAACUGGCUUUCCUCAAAAAAGGCCACGAGGAGGACAUUGCUAACCUGCAAGGACAAUUGGGUAAAACUGUCAACGUGGAAGUGGAUGCUGCUCCCAGCCAUGACCUCGGAACCAUCAUGAAUGAAAUGAGGCAGAAAUACGAAAUCAUGGCAAACAAGAAUCUUCAGGAGGCCAAAGAACAGUUUGAGAAACGGACUGAAAGUCUGCAACAAGAGGUCCAAGUGAGCACCGACGAGAUAAAGACCAGUGAGGCCCAAGUGACUGAGCUGAGACGCACCUAUCAGAAUUUAGAGAUAGAGCUCCAGGCCCAUAACAGCAUGAAAGAGGCUUUAGAGCGCACCCUAGAAGAGACCAAAGCCCGUUACGGUUCUCAGCUGGCUCAGAUUCAGGCAUUAAUAAGCACUAUAGAGGCGCAGCUAAUGCAAGUCCGAUCCGACACAGAACGACAAAACGAGGAAUACAACGUCCUUCUGGACAUCAAGACCCGCCUGGAGAUGGAAAUUGCCACUUAUCGCCGCCUCCUGGAGGGAGAGGAUGUCAGACCUCAGAAUUUCCAGUUAGACACGAUAGAUGAAAAAGAAGUAAAGAAAACCAGGAAGAUUAAGACAGUUGUGGAAGAAGUAGUAGAUGGCAAAGUUGUGUCAUCUCAAGUCAGAGAAAUAGAAGAGAAUUUAUAA
Molecule: messenger RNA, 1272 nt
Organism: Trichosurus vulpecula (common brushtail)
Lineage: Eukaryota; Metazoa; Chordata; Mammalia; Diprotodontia; Phalangeridae
Gene: KRT20
Product: keratin 20
Exons: 8
Coding region: 1-1272 (423 amino acids)
Molecular function (GO): structural molecule activity
Source: RefSeq, a predicted model, not a curated record